AUGCCUGAAUCAAGGAAUUAUUCUCUAGGCAUGAAUACAUCAUCAGGACGAUUUUCAUCUGAUAGUCGUUCAUCAGCCAAAGAUAACCAAAAAUAUGAAAACGAAGAAGUAGCUGACCAUGAAAAUAAAAGAAACACAAUUAUUACUGAAGUCCCUGAGAUAAUUACCACGGAACAAACUCUCUCAUUUAAACCUUAUCUAUCAUUUGAUAGCCUAUUAAUGGACAGUCAUGCCUGGAAAAGGCGAGUAAGAAAUGAAAAGCUGAGAAGACAGUUUUUUCUAUUGGUUACAUUUAUUCUAUUACUAGUAUUCAUACUAUCUCAUCUACCGAUUAUAAUCUGGAAAACAUGGAAAUUUCAACAGCUAGAAAUGAAAAUUGAACAAAUGAAUAAACAUUUAGCACUGGAUCGUGAUAUUCAUGCUGCAUGCAUAAUAACUAAUUGUGCUACCUUAUGUCCAGAAGUAACAAAUAUCACAGGCUGGUAUACAUUACAUAAUCUACCGUAUGCAACAUUACCGCAUCAGAAUGCUUAUUUUGCUGAGUCGACUACACCGUAUACAUUUGAAGAAUGUUAUUUAGCCUAUUGGCAUAGUGUAUCAAAGUAUAAAAGAAAAUUUAAAGAUGGAAGAAUACAAUUUUUCGGUCGUGAAGAAUACGAUGAUGAUGAUACAGAGUGUGCACAGCUAAGAUUGCGUAAUAAUUCACAAGAGAAAAUACCUAUCGGAAAACCACAUUCAUGUUUAACUCUAAGCUUUCAUUACCCUCUAUACAAUAAGGGAGAAAAUAAAAGACUGUUACCAAUUGUAGUUUAUAUUGGUGGAGAUUAUCUGUUAAAUCAUAGACCAAGAUUAAUUUCAACAAGAAUGGCUGCUACAUUAGAAAUUAUUUAUAUAACAGUAAACUAUAGACUUGGUAUAUUUGGUUUCUCUGAUUUUAACUUACAUAUAUCUGGUGCAAAUAAUGGUGUGAAAGAUGUACGCGAAGCGUUAACAUGGAUACAGACGUAUGGACGUUUAUUUUCAGGGAAUACAUCAUCGGUUAUGAUUUAUGGAGAGAAUUCUGGAGCAACAAUUGGUGCUGUUCUGUUGGCGUCAAGUAAAACUGAUAUGAUUUAUGUAAAUGGAAGAUGGGUUGCUCCAUUCACACAUAUGUGGUUAUCCGAUGGUUCAGUAAUUAUUCCUCGAACAGAAGAACACGAUGAUCACUUUAAAAUACUCAUAAUGAAUGAUCCAGAUUUAAAAAAAGCAUGUGAUCAAUGGUUAAAUGAAAAUUUGGAAGAGAAAAACUAUAUUGAACGUAGUCAUCCAUUAGGUAAAAUGUAUCAAUGUCUAUCGAAAGUAACCGUGAAUGAUUGGUUGAAAAAAACACCCAUCAACUGGAUUUAUUCAAAGCUUACUGAUGAAAAUAAAUUACCAAGUCCUAAUGAACAUCGUAGUACAAUUAUAAAACGUGAUGAAGGCAAAUCAAAAGUCUACUGUCCACUGUGUAUAUUAACAACAUCAAAGUCUACUGAAGAUAUCACCAGUGUUAAUGAUUAUAAUGAUAAUGAUGACAAAACUAAGCAGAAAAAAAUCAAUAAACUACGUUCUAUUCCAUUAGUCUUAUUCUCCUCAUUGAAUUGGCCAGUUCAACAUCAUCUUCCAGUGAAUAAUUCCCAUGAACACUAUACACUAAAACAAGUUGAAACUAGUAUUAAAGAAACUUUUGAUACUCUUCAUAGAAUGAAUAAUAAAUUACCAAAAUCAAAUUUAAUCUGGAAUAUUUAUAAGCCCUAUUUAAACAAACUAAUAUCUCAACGUAAAAUUGAUCAAAUUAUUGAACAUAUUAAUUAUAAACAAUUACAUGAUGCAAUCCGUGUAGAUUUACGUGUUACAUGCUUAUACAAUUUAUACGGGAAAAUGUUAAAGUCAUCUGUGAAACACUUCAGUAGAAAUGCAUCAAUAUUUCGUCUACUGAAUCGUAUUCCACCUUAUUACUAUAUUAAUAAUAAUAAUGAUAAAUGUGAUAUACCCUUCUUUCUGACUGAUAGUCAAUUUAAUUGUGGUAGAAAUACUCGUCCAGCAAUACAAAAACCAAAUCCAAAUGAUCAACAAAUAUUGCUUGAUAUCUUUAAACAAUUCGCUGAUGACCAGUACAUAUAUGAUGCCUUAGAAUUACCAAAAACUAGAAGUAUGGGCGUGCAUCAUGUACAAGCGUAUAAUGUCAUCAGUGAACAAGGCAUUGUUACACUAGGCGAAAGAGAGAUUAUGCUGCUGUCAGCCUGUGGGGCCUGGUUAAUGGAUGACAUUGAUAAGUAUAAUGAGGAUAGUUUCAAUCAUAUGCUAAAAUAUGGUAAAUAUAAUUAA
This is a messenger RNA of Trichobilharzia szidati, 2346 nucleotides long. The record is from the annotation of a GenBank genome assembly. Lineage: Eukaryota; Metazoa; Platyhelminthes; Trematoda; Strigeidida; Schistosomatidae.